Rhineura floridana is the source of this 3483-nucleotide messenger RNA. It is a transcript of the gene CD37, whose product is annotated as CD37 molecule. The transcript has 9 exons. Lineage: Eukaryota; Metazoa; Chordata; Lepidosauria; Squamata; Rhineuridae. The coding region runs from base 282 to 1079 and encodes 265 amino acids. The record is from RefSeq and is a predicted model, not a curated record. Gene Ontology annotation, cellular component: membrane.
UGGGGAAGGUUGGCUGGAAACCGCAGGCUGUGGGUGGAACUCUGGAAUCUAUUAAUUUUUAAUAUAUAAGCCCUGCCUCCUUUGUUGCACUUGCAACCAAUGAGAAACUAGAGAAGCAAAUGAGGGAGGUGGGCCCCUUUGGGUGGAUGAGUGAAGUUUGGAAACUUUGGACCGUCAAAAGAAGAAAAAGAAAAAAAGGGGGGGGUAGAGUUCUGCUGUGGUAGUCUACAAGCAGCAAGGAGAGGCAAAGGACUGUCCGGGUGAUAAGGAGGGAAGACACCAUGUCUCACAAAGGAUGCCUCAGUGUCACAAAGUACUUCCUCUUCAUCUUCAAUCUCUUUUUCUUUAUCCUUGGAAGUCUUCUCUUUAGCUUUGGCUUAUGGAUACUUUUUGACCGGAAUAGUUUUGCUUCUGUCCUAGGCUCAUCAUAUUAUGCCCUAAAGGUCUGGUCUUAUAUCUUCUGUGGGGUUGGCAUCCUCACCAUGUUGAUUGGAUUCCUCGGAUGCCUGGGUUCCCUCAAGGAAAUCAAGUGUAUGCUGGGAUUUUACUUCGCCUUCCUGCUGCUUCUCUUUAUUGCUCAAAUCACCAUUGGAAUCCUCAUAUACACACAGAGCAAAUCGCUCAACUCACAGGUCGGUAAAUAUGUAAAACACAUAAUUGCAGACUAUGGGACACAUAGCCCACCCUUGGAUCAGGAUGAGAGCUGGGAUUUUGUGCAAGAGCAGCUACAGUGCUGUGGAUGGAUGACCUACACGGACUGGAUGGAGAACAGCGCAGUCAAAAACUCCUCUUACAGGCUCUAUCCCUGCUCCUGCCGUAAUGGCUCUCAGUCCGGCCAGUCGGAGACCAACAGCACAGCAAGCCUCAAGCUUUCAGACUUCUGCGAAGCUGAGGUACAGUGGCCAGUGCACAAGGAGGGCUGCAUGAACAGCGUCCAGAUCUGGCUCACAAACAAUAUAAUCACCAUUGUGGGGAUCUGCCUUGGGAUUGCUCUCUUGGAGCUUUCCCUCAUGACGCUAUCGAUGUUUCUGUGUAGGACCUUUGGUCCCAACUAUGACAAGCUCACUCGCUAUUCCUAGGAGGUGACUCUCCACUUCCCAGACUUUUAGGGGGCAGCAUCGGAAACCAUCCCUUUCAAUUCAAACAUCCAGCUUCAGGAGUUUAAAAUAGUGUUGGCAGGACUGCAAGGUGCCUUGGAUGGUUCUCUACCUAAUAUUUUCUUGUAGAGAGAUAAGAUUUGUUCUACCUUAUUAUUGGUAAAUGAAACUAAACUUUCAGGAAUUGCAGGCACCAGGAGAAAUGGAAAGUGCAAUACCCUGCAACGCUCUUAAUACAGCUAAACAGGUAAUUUAGCUCUUAGACCACUCUCAAACCCAUAAGUUUAUCCAUUGUUAAAUUUGCUGUCGCAGAGAUCUAGUUGCUACAUUUUCAUAUUACUUUGUCUCUGGAUGUUCAAUUUCUUACGUUCAAGGGUUGAGCCUGCUGCAGCAUAAACUGUGUGGUAGCAAAUAAACCACUGCAAGGAUCCAGCAAAUUACAAAACAUUGUAAUCUUGGAAAGGAAAUGUGUUUUUUUUAAAAAAGGUUUUUUUUAAAACUAUUUUAUUGACCAUUCGAUAAACAUUCUUAAUAGGGUUGCUUUGGUAUGAAUGCUAGAAAUCCUGCCCUAAAUUCUACCAAAACAAAGCUGGUAUUAAAAUGUUUAAAUUUUAAAAAUGGCAAUAUACCUUUGAGUUUAACAACUUUGGCAGUGAAACAAGAAAGGUAGUGAGAUGCUGGAUGAUGAACCAUGUAUUAAGGAGAUGAUGUUCAGAGUGCUUCUAGGGUGCAUGUUUUUCAGUCCAUGUAGGCGUUAAUGCAACAUUCCAAGUCAAGAUAUGGAACAUGUGCCCCCCUCUGAUGUUGCUGGACAAAACUCCCAUCAUCCUUGACCAUUGGCCAUGCUAGCUGGGAAUUGAUGAAAACCUCUGGAGGUCCAUAGUUUUCCCAAUCCUGGAUUUAAGUGCUAGGGAAGGUUUAUACAAAGACAUUCCUAUUGUGUCCAGACCUGCUGUAUGAAAUUUUUGUAAUCUAGUGUUUGCCCUGUUGUAUUGAAGCCCCUAGCCCAGAUGAGAGCACCCUGUGACGCUGCGGAAGUUGGACUCGAACUCCUACUAGCCCCAGCCAGCAUGGCCAAUGUUCAGGGAUGAUAGGAGUUAUAUUCCAGCAAUAUGUGGAGAGCCACAGGUUGUCUGCUCAUGCUGUUGUCAUCUUGACUUGAUUUGACUGGUACAUGCUGAAAAUGCCUUAGGUGAAAAAGUCCCUUUCAAAUUGCAAGAAAAUUUCCUACCUUUGUUCCAAGGCUCUUCACUAAUGCACCACCACAAUUUCCCCCUCCCAUUUUUUAUUUGUAAUUCUAUUAUUGCACAUUUUAAGUGUGUUGGCUUUCCCUUCCUUAAAUGCUUUGUCCAAUUUUUUUUUUAUCACAAGCCCUACAGUCUAACCCCUGCCCCCAGGUAGCUUCUAGUACAGGGGUGGGGAACAUUUGCUCCUCCAGAUGAUGUUGGACUCCAACUCCCAUCAGCCUCAAGUAGCAUAGUCCAUGGUCAGGGAUGAUGGGAGUUGCAAUCCAACAUAUGGACAGCCACAGGUUACCUAUCUGUCCCAGUUAGGAACUACCAGUGACUGUUGUCAGCUUUGGUAAAGGCUUCAUCUACUUCAGUAGCCAGGGACAGGCCAACACCUAAAUUCCCAGGGAGGGAGGAAACCUUUGCUUGUCCUGGAUAUAUGUGAGUGCACAGGGCUGUCUGCCGAUUUAGGAGGGCUCCCGUUUUUGUUGAUGGCCUAACUUGGAGAUGGAAUAGCAAGAACAGGACUCCAAGCAGAUGGGUCUAGCUGCCAUUUUAGUUUUUCACAAUUCCUCAAAUGAAGUGUUGAUUUGAGGCAUUGUGGGAAAUUUAAAAUAGCCGCUAAAGCCACCCACCUGUCCUCUUCGGAGAAGCAAGCCAGAAACACUUUUUUUAAAAAAAAAAAUGGGCCCAGGACAGGUGUUUGUAGUGAGGCAUAUAAGGUCUUGGUAGCUGCCCAAGUAUGUCAGGUUCUGACACCAGGCUUGUAUACACAUGGGUGCUCUUCCUGAGCUUUGGAUGGAGAUAUGUUAGCUGCCUACUCCUCCCCCUGAUCUUGGUAACCAUUUGGAAUAGUUAAGUUCAGCUCAAAGCCAGUGACCAAUUGUUAGUCAUGACUUUGUAUUCUACUCUACUUGGUUAUAGCUGUAAGGUGUCAGGUGGGAAAACCUACUUCUAACUCUUGCUGCAUGUGUGUAUGUAUUUAUAUAUUUGAUAGAGUAGAAUCAUGAGGGAACAUGGGGGAUGUUGGUGGAAUGAGGUACGCAUAAAAAUGUCACCUUCCUCCUUUGCUUGUUCUUUUUUGUUCUUAACGUAUUUGAGGCUAGGGUGUUUUUUUGUACUCUCCCAUUUUGUAAAUAAAAAAUUAUAUCCAUAAA